Molecule: messenger RNA, 1280 nt
Organism: Tarenaya hassleriana
Lineage: Eukaryota; Viridiplantae; Streptophyta; Magnoliopsida; Brassicales; Cleomaceae
Product: ribosomal RNA small subunit methyltransferase B
Exons: 9
Coding region: 32-1189 (385 amino acids)
Biological process (GO): RNA methylation
Molecular function (GO): methyltransferase activity
Source: RefSeq, a predicted model, not a curated record
UCUCCGACCGAAGAGUAGUCUUGCUGUUCCAAUGGAAGAUACGUCCAAGUUACCGUUGCCGGAAGCUUUCCUUAGUUUCCUUAAGACUAACGGCCUCGACCCAUCGAUCUACACCGAUUCGUAUUCGCUUCCACGUUAUAUAAGGUUGAAACCUGGGUUUGAAGACUGUGUCCAAGAGAUCGAAUCCGAACUUAGCUGUAAACUCGAGAAGUUGGAUUGGUUACCUGGUUUUUACUCUAUUCCGCCCGAUGUUCAUAUCGCUAGUUCCCAGGCCUAUCAGCUAGGUAAGAUGUACGGAAUUGAUGCAGCAUCUGGUGCCGCUGUCUCAGCUCUGGAUAUAUCCCCUGGAGACCAUGUCCUGGAUCUUUGUGCUGCUCCUGGUGCUAAACUAUGUAUGAUGCUGGACCUCCUCGGUGGGAUGGGUUCAGCGACAGGUGUUGAUGUGGCAAGGCAUCGCCUAGCUGCCUGUAGAACGAUGCUUCAAAAAUAUGGGCUAGGUGACAGGUGCCGGCUUUUUGUCGCUGACGGGACAUCAUUCUCAGUUGCACCUGUCAGAACUCAAUCAUGUGAGUCAAAAUUGGACGGUCAAGAGAAGACAUUCAGGGAGUGGACGUCCAGGAGACCCUACAAAGAAAGGAAACAAGAGGCUAAAGCAAGGAAAAAUUCUGUCUUGCAGUGGAAUGGACAACCGGAGAUUAUCUUCUACGGGCGGAAUUCAGGAGUUAUCGGGCUAAGAAAGGAAGAACUUUUUGAAUCUCUUUGUGAUAAUGGAUACAGAAGUUGCGGGUAUGACAAGGUUCUGGUGGAUGCAGAGUGCACACAUGAUGGAUCAAUCAAGCAUAUCCAGAAAUUUGAGCAGUGGGGUUGGGCAACGUUUGAACGUCGCGUUCUAGACGCUGAGAGGACGGAUAGAGACUUGACCGCUCUGCAGUUAAAGCUGCUGAGAAAUGGUUUCAGAUUGUUGAAAGCUGGUGGCACUCUAAUAUACAGCACUUGCAGCUUGACACUCGCCCAGAACGAAGACGUGGUGGAUCUGUUCCUUGCAGAAAAUCCCUCUGCAGAACUGGGGGAGAUUGAAGCGUCGAGAGACUGGCCGUGUACAAGUGGCAGGAUACCCAAAACGCUGCGUUUUGAUCCUUAUACCUCGGGAACCAGCGGUCUCUUCAUUGCAAAGAUCACAAAAGUGUAGGAUCCGAUGCUUAGCCAAUGCAGUUGUAAAACAAAACAAUUGAUGGAUGGAUGGAUGUUUCUGUUUAUCACAAAAGCAAUUGAGGAAUAUG